This is a messenger RNA of Poecile atricapillus (Black-capped chickadee), 1883 nucleotides long. RefSeq names its product cysteine-rich venom protein-like. Lineage: Eukaryota; Metazoa; Chordata; Aves; Passeriformes; Paridae. The transcript is spliced from 7 exons. Gene Ontology annotation, cellular component: extracellular region. Bases 701 to 1504 code for a protein of 267 amino acids. The record is from RefSeq and is a predicted model, not a curated record.
UCUUUUUAACAACCAAAAAGACCUUUCCCCCCAUACAUCCUCAUCCAUAAAAAGAUAUAUAACUUCUGCUUCUUUUGAUGUGCAGAAAAAGCAUCCUGUGCAUAUGAGUGGGUUUCAGAGCAUCUAAGUACACCUGCAUGAGGUGCCUCAGGAGUCAGAGUAGCAGUAGCCAACAUUAUUUGUUAAUAACAUCAUAUUUGAAGAUUUUCUUUAUGUCUAGAUGAAACCUGAGGGUGAUCACCACCAUUUGCUUGAGUGAUUAUGAUGCUGAUUUAAUGAGGAAACAGGGAAGUGCGUGCAAAAGAAAUGAAGACAACAGCCCAUGUGUUUAGUGCUCCACUCCAAAAUACCAAAUCUCACUAUGGAUGAUGCUUGAGAAGGACUCUGAUGUGACACUACUGAACACAUUUAUGGGCUUUUUUUAUAUACAUGGAGGAAAACAUGAAGGAAAUGUUGCAAAUUCAAGAUAUUUUAAAUAAAGAAGUCAAAAGGGGGCUGAUUCAUCUAUUCCAAACAUACAGUUUUAUGCUGCUUAGAGUCCCUGCUUCCAUGCAAGGUGGGGUCUUCUCUCUGUAGGAGGCAGUGGUGUCUAUGCACAGUUUCAGCAUAUCCAUAUUCAGGUUAAACUAAAAUAAACUUCUUUGUGCAGGCUUUACUUUGCAACAGUUUUGUAUUUUGCUCACAUUAUGCCAUAAAACUUAUGCAACAGAGACUAAUGAAUUUGGGGGGGGGGGUUGUUUUGGGGUUUUUUUCUCAUGUAGAAAUGGAUGCACUGACUGCAAUUAUUUUCCUGGCUGCUUUGCUACACCAAUCUGAUGGACAGGGCUUUCCAUAUAAAAAAGUGAAUGUUUUCUCCUUUCCUCAUUCUAAGUCUCAAAAUGAAAAACAAAUCCUUGAGAUGCACAAUGAAAUACGGAGAUCUGUAAUUCCCACAGCCAGGAACAUGCUGAAGAUGGUGUGGAGUGAUAAAGCUGCCAAAAAUGCUCAGAAAUGGGCAAGUCAGUGUGGCAUGAAAAUCAGUCCAAGAGACAAGAGAGUUAUUAAUGGUGUCACCUGUGGUGAGAAUGUGCUGCUGUCAUCCCACCCAAGAACAUGGGCUGAUGCAAUUCAAGUGUGGUACAGUCAGUCCUCCAAUUUCAAGUAUGGCUAUGGAGCAACCUCGAAAAAUAUCAAUGUUGAGAGCUACACUCAGCUAAUCUGGUACAACAGUUACAAGGUGGGAUGUGGAGUUUCUUACUGUCCCACAGGCUUGUACAAGUACUUUUACGUUUGCCAGUACUGCCCUGCAGGAAAUAACCCGAUGCAAAUAGCUAUGCCUUACAGAAGUGGACCAAAAUGUGCUGACUGUCCUGGCCACUGUGACAGAGGACUUUGCACCAACCCUUGCAAGUAUCAAGAUCUACUUGGAAACUGCAAAAAUCUGAAAAUGUUGUUUGGCUGUAGUCACUCCCUGGUGAAGAAGAAGUGUCCUGCAAGCUGCAAAUGCACCACUCAAAUCGUCUAAAGUCCUGCUGGGUGUGAUUCCAGCUGCUGUGAGACCAUCAGGAAGGAGCAGAACCCACUCUAAAGUGAAUCCACUCUCAAUGCAUCUGCCCACUUUGACCUAUAGGUAACAAUUUUAUAUGAAAUAUGGCCAUUACUUUGUACUUAAAUUAGACUAGUAGCUCAAAAUAACCUCUGAUGUUAUUUUAGGUUUUGUAGAAAUCAUGUUUAAGCUACUAAUGUGUUAUUUUGUGUCUUGCAGUGGAUCUGCCACUGGUUUGUUUCUUUUUAAUGGGAAACCCACUUUUAAAACACUUUAGGUUAUUUUGCACAAUUUGUUAAGUAACACUAUAUUUUCUCCUGUUAACUUUUUUGUUGAUUGUCAAUGCCUUCCUGCUAAA